Sphenostylis stenocarpa is the source of this 318-nucleotide messenger RNA. The record is from the annotation of a GenBank genome assembly. NCBI's taxonomy places the organism in Eukaryota, Viridiplantae, Streptophyta, Magnoliopsida, Fabales, Fabaceae.
AUGGAUUUGCUGGCAACUUUGACUGCUGACAAGCCAGUAGUGAUCUUCAGCAAGAGCAAUUGUUGCAUUAGCCAUUCUGUGAAGGCUCUCAUAUGCAGCUUCGGUGCCAACCCUACAGUUAUCGAGGUUGACAAAAUGGAAAAUGGGCAACAAAUAGAGAGGGCACUGAUUCAACUGGGUUGUCGCCCAACUGUACCAGCAGUGUUCAUCGGACAACAACUUAUAGGUGGUGCUGAAGAACUCAUAAGGCUCAACGUCCAAAACAAUCUUGCUCAGUUGCUUUUAAGGGCUAGAGCUAUAUUUAUUUGGAGUCCAUAA